This is a messenger RNA of Ruditapes philippinarum (Manila clam), 3055 nucleotides long. RefSeq lists its product as uncharacterized. The record is from RefSeq and is a predicted model, not a curated record. Bases 13 to 1857 code for a protein of 614 amino acids. Gene Ontology annotation, molecular function: peptide receptor activity; guanylate cyclase activity. The transcript is spliced from 9 exons. Lineage: Eukaryota; Metazoa; Mollusca; Bivalvia; Venerida; Veneridae. Gene Ontology annotation, biological process: intracellular signal transduction; receptor guanylyl cyclase signaling pathway; cGMP biosynthetic process.
UGUUUGUGAAGAAUGAGUUGGGCAAGGAAAGACUUACAGUUCCGCUUGAAUCGUAUGACAUCGGUUGUUAGCCCUUUGCCUCCAGAUCACAUAGUAAAUGGACAGAAUCACAUGUUGACAAAAAUGAAGAAAACAUCGAAGGAGAAAUACAAGAAGUUGUUUAAGUUGAUAGUAUUGACGGCCAUACCGACACUUAUUGUAAUAACACAAAGUGUGGUGAACCUCAAUGAGGAUUAUCAGAUGUAUCACGCCAAUCGUAUUGUCAAAGAAGGCAUACAACAAACCAUUACAAUUAGUGACGUCAUCCAUCAGGUACAGAUAGAAAGAGGGACGUCGGCACUUUAUGUCACAUCAAAUGGCGACCCCUUUGUAAGACAGCGAUUGGUGACGUAUUACGGCCACACGGACGUAGCCAUUACGUCACUUUCUACGGUUUCUCUCUCUUUAAAUCUUAGCAAUUUAAAGAUUACUGCGGAAUACCAACUACAAGAAUAUAUAGCAGUGUUUCGACAAAACCUACAGCCAGAAAACACCACAUUGAACGCUGUUAUACAGUUUUACACAGAGAUAAAUGUGAAACUUAUUGAACUUAUGUCUGAUAGGGUCAGAAUGAAGAGACCGUUUAGUUUCUGGACUGAAUUAGCUGCGUAUCAGCUCAUCAUUGCUAGUAAAGAAGAGGCGGGGAUCGAACGGGCUUUAGGGAGCACAUACUUUGCCAGAGGUGCUCUUCCGGUCCAUGAUCUUCUGUGGUAUAAUGAAAAGAACGUUUUGGGACUAACUCUUCUUGACCAGGGGCUGAAAUUCUCCGCGCAUGCGAAGGACCUUCUUCGUUCAUCAAUCAGUGGUACAAACUUAGUUGAAAGUUUAUCAAAUAUGAGAGAGGACAUUAGAAACAAUACAUUGAGUGGACCCUCUAUUCAUUACAGUACUCUUUGGUUUGAUAACAUGACGACAUAUAUAGAUAUUCUGAAAUACGUUCAAGAAAGUCUGGCCUCGAGUAUAGUCAAGAGCGCUAAUGAAGAUAUUAGUCAUCUUAAGAAUCAACUAAUAGCAAGUAGUGUACAGUUGUGUGUUGCGGUUAUCAUGAUGCCUGUGGUUCUUGUUCUUGUUAGAAACAUUGUUAACAUUUCUAGUAAGCUCAAGGAACGGACGUUUGAUUUGGAGGAAGAAAAACAACAAACGGAAAAGCUUCUGACUGAAUUAGAAGACGAACGUAAACGAACGGAAGCACUGUUGCAUCAGCUCCUACCAAAGUCGGUUGCUACAACUCUUAUGGAAAAUGGAAGUGUUGAUCCGGAGUCGUUUAGUUCAGUGACAAUAAUGUUUUCAGAUGUUGUGGGAUUUACGAAGAUAGCAAGCUCAAGCACGCCGAUGGAAGUCGUCCAAAUGCUGAACAAACUGUAUAAGAUUAUGGAUGGACAUGUGGAAAGAUUCGAUGUAUACAAAGUGGAAACUAUUGGUGAUGCAUAUAUGGUCGCGUCUGGGUUACCGAAACGAAAUGGGGAGAACCACGUGGCGGAAAUUGCGGAACUUUCUAUUUCCCUGCAAACUGAACGUCUGCUGAUACCACACAGAGACAAUGAAGCUAUACAUUUACGUAUAGGGUUUAACACUGGUCCAUGUGUUGCCGGUGUUGUCGGUAUAAGAAUGCCCAGGUAUUGUAUAUUUGGAGACACUGUCAAUACUGCAUCCAGAAUGGAAUCAACCGGCUUACCUUUUAAAAUACAGAUGACACAAUCAAGCGCUGACAAAUUAUUACGUUUGGGACGCUUCAUAAUUUCAAAAAGAGGAGAAGUUGUUGUCAAGGGCAAAGGUGUCAUGGUUACUUAUUGGCUGGAGGGAAAGGCUUUACCAUAACUAUCCAUAACAAGACUGAAUAACCAUCCGUAACGAGUUAUGAUAACCAUCCAUAACAAGCCAGAAAAAAAAAACAUCCAUAACAAGUCAUAAUAACCAUCCUUAACAAGCCAGAAAAAGACCGCAAGAAGUUAGAAGAACCAUCCAUAACAAUACAGAAUAUCAAUCCAUUAUAAGUCAGAAUAGCUAUCCAUAACAAAUCAGAAUAACCAUCCAUUACAAGUCAGAAUAGCCAUCCAUAACAAAUCAGUAUAACCAUCCAUUACAAGUCAGAAUAGACAUCCAUAACAAAUUAGAAUAACCAUCCAUAACAAGCCAGAAAAAAAAACAUCCAUUACAGGUCAGAAUAACCAUCCAUAACAAGACAGAAUAACCAUCGGUAACAAGUCAGAAUAACUAUCAAUAACAAGCCAGAAAAGCUGAAUAAAACUAAACUUGGAGACGACUAUGAACGUAUAUUUUAGCCUUGUGUCAGACAUGUGAAUUAAAGGGACUUAUAUCAAAUCAACGAACUUCUGUAAAUAUAUAGUAGACUAUGUGCCUAUAUUGUUACUUCAUUUGAUUCGUCCGCGUAUUGUUAUUUCAGGGGAUUGAUAUGGUUGUAUGCAGCCAUUUUGACUCAGCUGGAUGCUUGUCCAUAUUUGAAUUUAGGUGAUGUCAGGUCAAUGUGACGUAAGUGGAUACAUGGGCACAUUUAUGUAAACGUAUCAGUUGAUGUGCACAUAUUCUAGAAUCAUCUUCUAAUGCAUGCACAUGAGAAUACCGGAAGUUGUGCGCACAUGAACAGCUUAUUCUGUGCAUACUUUGACAACAGUGCAGUGUAUACGUGCGCACAUAUCCGUAUUUGUUUGCAUAUUUUUUGUACGAGAGGCUAUGUUUACCUAAAAGCAUCAUCGUUUUCUAAACUCACAUUAUGACGUCAGCACAUUAAUUAUCGUUGUCGUCACUAUUAUCAUGAUGUCAUAUACUUCAAAUAAUUCAUUUACCUUUAAUGUUCGUUAGCCAUUCCAUUGCAUCCAAAGAUCAAUUGUUUCGUCUGUGUUACACGAAAUAUAUGAAUUUGUCGGGAAAAUAAAAUGUGCUCAAAGUAUAUUUAGAGAAGAUUUUAUCUGUAAUAUUGUACUUAUAUGAUUAUGUAAUAAAUGUGCCUUUUGUCACUUAUUGAUGAUUGUUUAGAUGGCGUAGUUCAUAAAUCCGU